AUGGGCGGGGGCGAUGCGGCGGCGCGGGCGCUGUCAGUGCAGCUAAAGCAGGGGACGCGCAACGCGCACGACGUCUUGGACAUUGUAGAGCGUCGCGCCGCAGAUUUGAACGAGGUGCACGUGUGCCUCGCGCUCUCGCGCCUGGCGGCCACCCUCCGCUUCGACACCGGCGCGCAGCGCCACGCCGCCCGGCGCCGCCCCGCGUUCUCCGCGCUCCUCGCGCUCGCCGAGGCGCGCGCGCCCGCGCUCAGCGGCCGCCAGGCCGCCAUGGCGCUCACCUCGCUCGCCUGGAUGCAGGCCGGCGCGCGCGGCGGCCUCCUGGCGGCGCUCGAGGCUCGCGCGCGGCAGCUGCUGCUGGGCGCAGCGAUCGAGCCAGAAGACACCUGCCACUGCGCCUGGGCGCUAUCAAAGCUGGGGUACCACCCUGGCGGCCUGCUUGAGGACGCCUCGCGCAGCGCGCUGGCAUCCGGCUGGCUACGCCAGCUGCCGGCCAAGCCGCUCGCCGGCCUGCUGUGGGCGCACGCGCGCGGCGCGGCGGGCGGCGCGGCGCCCGCGCCAUCGCUGCCGGGGCUGCUGCGGGCGGCGAUGGCGGAGGUCGCGGCGCCGGGGUUCUUGGAGACGUUUGCGCCCCAGGAGCUGUCCAUGCUGCUCUGGAGCCUCGCCACGCUCAGGGGCAGCGGCAGUAGCGGCAGCGGGAGCAGCGGCUGCGUCGGCGACAAUGUGGGUGAUCACGACCCUAGCAGCGCGGAGGCCGGCGCUGGUUUGCCUCUUCUCAAGCAGCAGCAGCAGCAGCAACAGCAGCAUCAGCAGCAGCAGCAGCAGUUGCAGGCGUGCGGAGCGGAGGUACCCCCGGCGCUGCUGGCGCGCAUCACGGCGGUCGCGGCCGACAGGGUUGUGAGCUUCACGCCGCAGGGCAUUGCCAACACGUGCUGGGCGCUGGCACGCCUGGCGCCGCACGCGCUGCGGCCGCCGGCAGCACCGCAGCAGCAGCAACCGCAGCAGCAGCAGCAGCAGCAGCAGCAGCAGCAGCAGCAGCAGCAGCAACAAGAUCCAGACGACGCGCGCCGGCAGCUGUCGCGCCAGGCGCGGCGCCUGCUCCAGGCUUUCUGUGACUCAGCGGCGGCGCAGCUCGAGUACUACCGGCCACAGGAGGUCUGCAACCUGCUGGGGGCUGUGGCAGUCCUGGGGACGCCGCACGCACAGCUGGUUACGGCCGCGCAGGGAUACCUGAGGACGAAGGCGCACCUGCUGUCAGACUGGGACGUGGCCGAGGCGCUGUGCGCGCUGCUGCGAUUGGGGUCGCCGCCGGACCCCGCGCUGCUGCAGCGCCUGUCGCACCGCGCGGCGCAGCUCGCGGGCGCAGCCGCGCCGCCGGCUCUCGCGCGGUGCGCGUGGGCGCUCGCGCGCGCGGGUGGGGACGCGGCGCCGCUGGUGGCCGCCGCGGCCGCGCGGGCGGGCGGGGGCGACGGGCACGCCUUUCUGGCGGCACUCGCGGCGCGCGAGCUAGCGCUGCUGCUGUGGGCGGCGGCGGCGACGCAGGCGGCGCAGGCGCAGGCCCCUGCACAGCCGCAGCCAGCGGCCCGCUCGGCGGCGCGCCGAGCCGCCGGGGCCGGCGCCGCUGCGCAGCAGCAGCAGCAGGCAGAGCAGCAGCGGGCCAGGGCGCGGCAGCUGCGCGAGGAUGCGGCGGUGCUGGCGGCGGCAGUGCAGGGGGCACUGCAGGUCAGGUUGGCAGAGUGUGACAGCCACACACUCACCACAGCCCUUGUAGCUGUCGCGCGAUUCGGGCCAGACGAGUCCACAGCCGCAGGCCACGCAGACAGGGCAGUUGGCCGCGGCACGGACGGCUGCGGCAGCAGCUUUGCGGCGGCAGCAGCCAGGCAGCUGGCCCGGCCCGCCGGGGCGCCUGCGCCGCGGCACGCGGCGGCGGCCGCUUGGGCGGCCGUGCGGCUGGCGGCCGACGCGGCGGCGAGCAGCAGCAGCAGCAAUCGUGGGGAGAGCCAGGCAACUGUGGCGGCGGCGGCGGGCGCGCUGCUCGCAACCACCAUUGACACCCUCGAGCGCACCAGCGGCUGGCGCACCCUGCCGGCGGGCUCGGCGGUCGCACUGCUGUGGGCAGCGGCGGCGGCAGCGCCCUCUGCGUUGUCGUCUGCUCAGCGGGCGGCGGUGCUGCAGGCAGCCGCGCGCUGCGCGCACGCGGUGGGGCCCCGCGAAGCUUCCGCGGUCUGCUGGGCGGCGUCGGCGCUUCUGAUGCGUGAGGGGCGCCGGGGGGCGGCGCAGGGCGCGGAUGAGGCGGCCCGAGAGCAGCUGCGUGCGGCUGCGCUCGCGGCCCACCGGGCGGCCUGCGACCGGCUGGUCGACUGCAUAGAUUCAUGGCUUCGCCGAGGGGCGCGCGGCGGGCCGCGCGCGGCCGGCGGCGCGGCGGCCGUGCGCAGCAGCCACCUGGCCGCCGCGGCGGUGUCGUGCGCGCGGCUCGGCGCCGCGCCGCCGGCGCUGAUGGCGGCGGUGCAGGAAGCUUGGGACGAGCUUAUUGAGGCAGGCGGCUGCGGCGACUCUGAGGGGGCCCAGCUGAUGUGGGCGCUCGCGCGCUGCGGCCGGCCGGCGCCGCGGCACUGCGUCGAGGCGGCGUCCGACGCGCUGCUGCUGCGCUUCGGCGGCGGCGGCGGCGACAUCGGCGGCGGCGCGUCGGCGCGUGCGGACGCAGCGCUCGCCCAGCUGUCGCUCGAGGCGUUUUGGGCGCUGCGCCACCGGCCGGGCGACGCGCUCGCGCGCGCCUUGCAGCAGCGCGCCACUUCGGCCCUAGAGGGCGCCAACGCGGGAGCGGCCGCUGAGCUGGCGGCA
Molecule: messenger RNA, 2838 nt
Organism: Monoraphidium neglectum
Lineage: Eukaryota; Viridiplantae; Chlorophyta; Chlorophyceae; Sphaeropleales; Selenastraceae
Exons: 2
Biological process (GO): regulation of transcription by RNA polymerase II
Cellular component (GO): nucleus; SWI/SNF complex
Molecular function (GO): transcription coregulator activity
Source: RefSeq, a predicted model, not a curated record